This is a messenger RNA of Oncorhynchus nerka (sockeye salmon), 2545 nucleotides long. RefSeq names its product protein FAM177A1-like. Lineage: Eukaryota; Metazoa; Chordata; Actinopteri; Salmoniformes; Salmonidae. Bases 102 to 752 code for a protein of 216 amino acids. The record is from RefSeq and is a predicted model, not a curated record. The transcript has 5 exons.
GAGACAGAGCUGCCUGUCGGGCAUCAUUCAGGGCGUAAAUGCCCACAAGCAUGGGUGUGUAGGGCAGACUAAACAUCCAAGAAUACAAAGAAAGAGGCAUCAUGGCCGAAAUAUCUCUGUAUCUCACCAACGUGAAUGUGUCUUUGGGCCAAACGAUGGACGUAGAGAAGAUCCCCAGCACAGGGAAGGACUUUGAGAGUGUCGAGCUGGGAGACCUGGAGAAGGGGGAUCAGAAAGAAGAGAAAGCCCCACGAAGGAUCAUCCAUUUCUCUAGUGGAGAAACCAUGGAAGAAUACAGUACAGACGAGGAGGAGGGGGAGGACAAGGAACCAGAGAAGAAGGACCUACUGUCCCCCCCUGUCGAUGCGGUGAGGAACAAGCUGACCUGGGGCCCGUACUUCUGGUUCCAUAUGUGGAGAGCAGCUACCUCCACUGUUUCAGCUUGUGACUACCUCGGGGAGAGGAUGGCCUCGCUCUUUGGAAUCACAUCGGCCAAAUACCAGUACGCCAUCGACGAGUAUUACAGGAUGAGGAAAGAGAAGGAGGAGGAAGAUGAGGACAACCGGUUAUCAGAGGAGGCGGAGCAAUACUUUGUCGAGAAUCAGGACGAGGAGAUCCAUGGACCAAUGACUGAUCAGCCAGAGGGAACAGCUACCACCCCCCACUCCACGGACACCUAUGAGGUUGAGAAAGAGGCCAAGGCCACGCCUACUGCCAUCAGGGUCCCAGCCAUUGUCACGACAACAACCUAACUAACUUCUGGAGAGAUGAUUAUGUGUUGUCCAUGUUUGUUUUGUUUUAAUUUGUCAAGGAGGUGGAGGAGCUCUGGGGUCUGUCUCUCUGAUAGUGCUGAACGAUUAACUGAAAUUUUGUGUGCACAUUGCACAGUUUCUCUAGAGAUAAAUCAGAUCCAGACUGAACUGUGCGAUGUAGUACGGCGUUGUAGUUUCCAACAGGUCAAUAUUCUACAUAGUUUAGCGUGUAAAAUGUGGUAAUUAACUAUAAUACCCAUAAUCCAUUGCGCAUCUACUUGUCCAGUCUGUUUCUUUUACUGCUUCUACGGAAGAGAGAAGAAUGCGAGAUUGUGAGGAUCUAGAGAGCAGCUGUUGCUUUGCGGGGUAUCUACCUGAAAAUACAUGAUCUAAGUGAUUGAUAUUGGUAGGAAUCACUUGGUAUUCAGCCGUCAAAAGUAUGCCUUAUUUACAUUUUAAGAACUACAUUAUUAAAUAGUGAUUUUGUCAAGCAGCAGCUCUAGAUAUGACUUGGAAUUGAAUAUAAAAUAAUCAAAUAAAAAAAAUGUAAUAUACACAACUGAACUAUUUGAUUAAAGUCAUGUGAAUAAAUGAUGGUUAAUAAGUGUAAUGGGCCGUCACUACCAUCACGGUACUUUUAUUAAUAGUUGUAUUCUGUGUUACAGCAUUCAACCCACAUAAUGCAUAUUGCAUUUAAUGUUUGCAAAAAUUAUUGAAACCGAAAUUGAAAACCAUGAUUAUUUUUGAAUGAUCGAACUGAAACAGAACCGACCUCAAACACUAAUCGCUCAGCACUACUCUCUGAGCUCACAUUUGGUUGUGGAUAUGAAGGAGCCAUCUGUAAACCUGAGAGUCAGACCUGCUACUGCUUUAGCCCACGCCUCUGUCGUGUCAUUAAUACCAGACUACAAGGAACUAUGACAACAAACAGUGAAGGACGAUGACAGAGUAGCGACAAAGAAGUUAGAGUUGGUUGAAGCAGAAGCUGAUCCGACUACCAGGGCUAGCCUUCAGUGAUCCGACUACCAGGCCUAGCCUUCAGUGAUCCGACUACCAGGCCUAGCCUUCAGUGAUCCGACUACCAGGCCUAGCCUUCAGUGAUCCGACUACCAGGGCUAGCCUUCAGUGAUCCGACUACCAGGGCUAGCCUUCAGUGGGCAGUGCCACUGUCCUUUCUAUAGUCCUAUAGUACAGGCACAGUGUGGUACGGUAGUAGUACUGUGUUGUUUAACUAUGUGUCUCCAGUGGCCUUACCCCUAACUGGAGGCUGGUCCUAACAUUCCAACCUUGUGUCUAUCUAUCUGAUGCCUCUGAAGGGCUGGGUUUUUUUAACCUAAACCACAGAGCCAAGUAGUAGCCUAAACCUUAAUGCACUCGAACACAGGAAGCAUUCCUCCUUUAUACACUACUACUAGCAUGCCACUCACUUUGUUUUAAUUUAGACAACAUUUGUUUAAAUAUGUUGUUGAGCACUGACCUAAACAUGGUGUGUUGUUUCCCUGUGUAGCAUUACUGGCUUGUGGUCACUUGGUGGCUUGUAAUUUGGAACAUCUUUUCAGGCUGUUGGUGUAGCUGAGAUUUUGUAAAGGCAGUAUAAUCUGUCAUAUUUGUUUUUACUAGUCCAUUGGCCUAAUGCACAGUUGCCCUUGUUGUAAAGGAACUUUAUGUUAAACUUUUAUUUUGAUAUUCACAUAUUUAUUAUUAUUUUGUAUUUUCUGAGCACUUUUUUACAACGUACUUUAUGUAACAACACCUUGAUAAACUGUUAAUAAAUAUACUUAACUAUGCUUUAA